CCGGCAGGCUAUUGAAGAAGCACUCCGUCAGCGGGGACUGUUCGUACCAAGGUACGGGAGAAGCAGUACCGGAUGUAGCUUUCGUAGCAGACUCCUCUCCCGUAAGAUAUUCUCCGCUUCCUUGUACCUUCCAGCUGGACAUCUCCUGAAGCUGCAGCUGGGUAACACCACCACCGGCUGUCAUGGCAACCAUGGUCAUGGAGAGGAUUGGGCGCCUGUUCAUUAACCUGCAGCAGGUGCGGCAGGUGCCCCAGAUGCUGACGGAGGCGGCGCCCUCCAUGCUGGGGACGCUGAGGGACACCGAGGUGCCGCGGUUUUUCAGAGAGCGCCACAUCCACGCCGGCUACCGUCCCCUCGACCAGGGCUGGCGGUACUACUUCCUGUCCCUCUUCCAACGGCACAACGAGACAGUGAACGUGUGGACGCACCUGCUGGGGGCGCUGCUGGUCCUGGUGAAGUUCGCCCAGCUGGCGGAGACGGUGGACUUCGGCGGGGACUUCCACGCCUGGCCGCUGCUCACCCUGUUGCUGUCGUCGCUGGCCUACAUGAGCUGCAGCGCCGCCGCCCACCUGCUCUCCGCCAAGUCUGAGCUCUGCCACUUCGCCUUCUUCUUCCUGGACUACGUGGGCGUGGCACAGUACCAGUACGGCAGCGCUGUGGUCCACUUCUACUAUGCUGCCGAGGAGGACUGGCACCGGCGCGUGCGGGGCAUCUUCAUGCCGGUCGCUGCUCUGCUCUGCUGCCUGUCCUGCCUGGGCUGCUGCUACGGAAAAUACCGGAACCACAGCCUGCCACACUGGGUGCGCAAGGUAGGCCAGGUGGUUCCCUCGGCGCUGGCCUACGCCUGGGACACCAGCCCCGUGUUCCACCGCAUGCUCUCCUGCGCGCCGGCCUGUGGCCGUGACCCCGCCAUGCCCUUCCACUGCGGCCAGGUGGCCUUCUUCCUGUCCAGUGCCCUCUUCUUCACCCAGCCUGUCCCGGAGCGCUGGUUCCCGGGGCGGUGCGACUUCCUGGGGCAGGGCCACCAGCUCUUCCACGUCUUGCUGGUCUGCUGCACCCUCUGCCAGAUCCAGGCCUCGUACCUCGACUACCUGGGCCGCCGGCCGCUCUACCUGCGUCUCCACGGAGACGGCGAGGCCCCCUUUUUCCUCGCCCUUUUCGUCGCCACAGGGGUCGUCUGUGCCUUGAUCGCGGCCUUCAUGAUCAGGAAAGUGAGCCGUCUGCUCAACUGCAGAGACAAAUCCAAAUGAGGAGCGCCGCCUGGUUCUGCUCUGUUACUGUGGCCUUGUUCUGAUUCUGCACUCUGCGUUUGCGGUUCAGGUCCACCUAAGCCUUUGUGUUAUCAUGGUCACCCUAAGACUACAGCCCUUAAUGGACCACUACAAAUAUAAGGGAUAGAGUUGUUACUCAAUGUUAUUUCUAUAAAAAUCUAUUUAACAAUGUAAACCACACACCCAUGUUAUCCCUAUUGAAAACAACCAAGGUUGUGUCAAGGAGAACAUUCCAACAUUAUAAGGUGGUUGAACCAUUGGACAAGAAUGCAUCAGCAAAGAUUUGCCAGGAGGUGGAUGACAACUGAAUGUUUCCAUAUGCUAGCUGACCCUAGUGGCUAAACAGUGAUGUGGCAUUAAGCUCCAUUCAUCAAUGCAACCACAUGUUUCAAGAUGACUUUAUAUUAGGACACACAUUGACAUCAGCUAGCCUAUGCUGCGU
Messenger RNA from Megalops cyprinoides (Indo-Pacific tarpon), 1713 nucleotides. RefSeq names its product progestin and adipoQ receptor family member VII, a (gene paqr7a). Gene Ontology annotation, molecular function: steroid binding; nuclear steroid receptor activity. Bases 183 to 1250 code for a protein of 355 amino acids. Gene Ontology annotation, biological process: response to steroid hormone. The transcript has 2 exons. NCBI's taxonomy places the organism in Eukaryota, Metazoa, Chordata, Actinopteri, Elopiformes, Megalopidae. The record is from RefSeq and is a predicted model, not a curated record. Gene Ontology annotation, cellular component: plasma membrane.